This is a messenger RNA of Carya illinoinensis, 947 nucleotides long. Its product is annotated as probable aquaporin TIP2-2. The record is from RefSeq and is a predicted model, not a curated record. The transcript has 3 exons. Gene Ontology annotation, biological process: transmembrane transport; water transport. The coding region runs from base 59 to 814 and encodes 251 amino acids. Lineage: Eukaryota; Viridiplantae; Streptophyta; Magnoliopsida; Fagales; Juglandaceae. Gene Ontology annotation, cellular component: plant-type vacuole membrane. Gene Ontology annotation, molecular function: water channel activity.
AGUCUGAGUUAUCGGGUUUUGAGUGCUGUAACUCUUCUAGUUUUCGGAGAGAGCAAACAUGGUGAAGUUAGGUUUUGGUAGCUUUGGUGACUCUUUCAGUGUUGGGUCUCUCAAAGCUUAUUUGUCAGAGUUUAUAGCCACCCUUCUUUUCGUUUUUGCAGGCGUCGGCUCCGCCAUUGCUUACGGUAAGCUCACAUCGGAUGCAGCCUUGGAUCCUUCUGGCCUCGUAGCGGUGGCUCUGGCCCACGCCUUUGCACUUUUUGUUGGUGUGUCGAUUGCAGCCAACAUCUCCGGUGGCCAUUUGAAUCCAGCUGUUACGUUUGGAUUGGCCAUCGGAGGCAACAUCACCAUCCUAACUGGCAUUUUCUACUGGAUAUCUCAAUGCCUUGGUUCCAUUGUUGCUUGCCUACUCCUGAAAUUCGUCACUAAUGGCGAGAGCGUCCCAACACAUGGAGUAGCCUCAGGAAUGAAUGCAAUCGAAGGAGUGGUGAUGGAGAUCGUCAUCACAUUUGCACUCGUCUAUACUGUCUAUGCCACGGCUGCUGACCCCAAAAAGGGCUCACUCGGCAUAAUCGCACCUAUUGCAAUUGGGUUCAUUGUUGGGGCAAACAUCUUAGCUGCAGGUCCAUUUUCUGGUGGCUCCAUGAACCCAGCCCGAUCUUUCGGCCCCGCCGUUGUCAGUGGAGACUUCUCUGAAAUUUGGAUCUAUUGGGUCGGCCCACUUAUUGGGGGAGGCUUAGCUGGGCUUGUUUAUGGUGACAUUUUUAUUGGAUGGUAUGCUCCAGUCCCAGCCUCUAGUGAAGACUAUGCAUAAAGACAUCAGAGAUCAGUUCUUCUGUGUUUUGGGGUUUUUAUCUUUCUUGGGAUUGAAGCUUGUGCUUGUCAAUCAGCAUCCAGCCAAAGAAAUGGUUGUAUGUGACAAAUAAAAUAGUGAACAAUGAACCAAA